AUGGAUGGAGAAAAGCGGAAAAGAAGUAUCUGCUCACGGCAAGAGCCAGCAGCUGCACUGAAGAUCUUGAAAGAUGGGAACAACAAGCGUGACGAAAUCCCUGAUAGAGUGACUCUGAAAAAAGAAAUAGGACUUUUAAGCGCCUGUACAAUAAUCAUAGGGAACAUAAUUGGUUCUGGAAUCUUCAUCUCUCCUAAGGGGGUUCUAGAGCACUCGGGUUCAGUGGGUCUAGCACUGAUUGUGUGGGUACUAGGGGGCUGCAUAGCUGCACUGGGUUCCCUCUGCUAUGCUGAGCUGGGGGUCACCAUCCCCAAGUCAGGGGGGGACUACUCCUACGUCACAGAAAUUUUCGGAGGCCUUGUUGGGUUUCUCCUCCUGUGGAGUGCGGUGCUCAUCAUGUACCCCACAACCCUGGCUGUCAUCGCCCUCACCUUCUCUAACUAUGUCCUUCAGCCUGUAUUCCCCGACUGUGUCCCUCCCUACAUGGCCACACGCCUGCUGUCAACAGUUUGUCUCUUGUUCCUGACCUGGGUGAACUGCUCUAGUGUGCGUCUGGCCACCAGGAUCCAGGAUGUGUUCACGGUGGGGAAGCUGGCGGCCCUGGGUCUCAUCAUAGUGGUCGGCUUGGUGCAGAUCUGCAAGGGCAACUACGAGGGACUGACGCCUCAUGUGGCUUUUGAGUUCAGCAGGACUCCCUCAGUUGGGCAGGUCGCUCUGGCUUUCCUCCAGGCCUCUUUCGCCUUCAGUGGAUGGAACUUCCUGAACUAUGUCACAGAGGAAGUGGUUGAACCGCGACGGAAUCUACCUCGUGCCAUUUACAUCUCAAUCCCAUUGGUGACCUUUGUGUACACGCUCACCAACAUCGCCUACUUUUCCGCCAUGUCACCCGAGGAGCUGCUCUCAUCCAACGCUGUGGCCGUCACGUUUGGAGAGAAGCUCCUGGGGAUGUUCUCUGUCAUUAUGCCCAUCUCGGUAGCCUUGUCCACGUUCGGAGGCAUCAAUGGCUACCUCUUCACCUCCUCAAGAUUGUGUUUCUCUGGGGCCAGAGAGGGACAUCUACCCAGCUUGCUGGCCAUGAUCCACUUUAAGAACUGCACCCCCAUCCCAGCUCUCCUCUGCUGUUGUGCUGCCACCAUUGUAAUCCUGUGUAUAGGAGAGACACACAACCUGAUCAACUAUGUGUCCUUCAUCAACUACCUCUCCUAUGGAGUCACCAUCGCAGGCCUGCUCUACUACCGAUGGAAGAAGCCCAAACUUUACAGACCAAUUAAGGUAAACCUCCUUGUCCCUGUCACCUACCUGAUGUUCUGGGCCAUGUUGCUGUGCUUCAGUUUGUACUCUGAGCCAGUGGUGUGUGGUGUUGGGCUGGUCAUCAUGCUCACUGGUGUACCAGUCUAUUUCCUGGGGGUGCACUGGAAAUCCAAGCCAAAAUGUAUCUAUGACUUCAUUGAGUCAGCAACCUACGUGGCACAGAGGCUGUGUUUCGUGGUCUUCCCCCAGUUUGACCCCAUCGAGAUCAGUCCAAUCGAAGAAUGGCCUGACAAAUCUUCCAACAUUCUCUCUGGGAAGUCUUAAACUCUUUUUGCCUUCUGAAGUAUUUUUCUUUUUGUAUAUUCUGUCACUGUAUGAUGACAUGGUCUGUUCCUUUUAGUGGAGCCCCUUGUCUGGUCUUUGGUCACCUGAGACUCAUAUCCAUUUCUUUACUGCUAAGUGGAAUUGCCUGCGUUUUGAUGCAUGGGCCACUUGCAAAUGUUUUUCUUCUCUUUUUCUACUAAGUCGUCAAGUACAAGCUAAUGCCAACAGUAUCACGUUUUGAAACGGACUUCAUAUUCCCGAAGGAACUAUUUGUGCCUUUUUCUGUAACUUUUCAACAUUGGCAGUAUUUUGGUUUUGACCUGAGAUUUACUGUGUAUCACUGUGCCUUAUAGGGAGAAAUGUGUUCCUUACAUGCUGACCAGAACGGACACGUCGCGUGCGCGAGCGUC
Oncorhynchus gorbuscha (pink salmon) is the source of this 1985-nucleotide messenger RNA. RefSeq names its product asc-type amino acid transporter 1-like. Gene Ontology annotation, cellular component: membrane. Lineage: Eukaryota; Metazoa; Chordata; Actinopteri; Salmoniformes; Salmonidae. Gene Ontology annotation, biological process: amino acid transmembrane transport; D-serine transmembrane transport; D-alanine transmembrane transport. The record is from RefSeq and is a predicted model, not a curated record. The coding region runs from base 1 to 1575 and encodes 524 amino acids. Gene Ontology annotation, molecular function: neutral L-amino acid transmembrane transporter activity; L-amino acid transmembrane transporter activity. The transcript is spliced from 11 exons.